Cydia strobilella is the source of this 5665-nucleotide messenger RNA. RefSeq names its product ubiquitin carboxyl-terminal hydrolase 14 (gene Usp14). The coding region runs from base 144 to 1661 and encodes 505 amino acids. The record is from RefSeq and is a predicted model, not a curated record. Gene Ontology annotation, biological process: regulation of proteasomal protein catabolic process; protein deubiquitination; proteasome-mediated ubiquitin-dependent protein catabolic process. Gene Ontology annotation, molecular function: proteasome binding; protein binding; cysteine-type deubiquitinase activity. The transcript has 12 exons. NCBI's taxonomy places the organism in Eukaryota, Metazoa, Arthropoda, Insecta, Lepidoptera, Tortricidae.
AACUUUGCAUAUCUGUGAUCUGUGGUCGACAGCGGGUGUAAUAGUUGUCGUGACUUUCAAUUCUUAUUUAUUGUAAAAGUUUUGUGUAUUAUUAACACUUAUCUGGCUUUUAUUAUAAAAUAACUGAUAAAACACACAUUACAAUGCCUAAAUACUCAGUAAAAGUCAAAUGGGGCAAGGAGAUGUUUCCGGGUGUGGAGGUGAACACAGAUGACGACCCUGUCCUGUUUAAGGCACAAAUUUUUGCCCUGACGGGGGUGCAACCUGAGAGGCAGAAGGUUGUGUGCAAGGGGGUCACACUGCGGGAUGAGGAGUGGGGCACCUUUAAGCUAGUUAAUAAUGCCAUAGUUCUAGUGAUGGGCAGCAAGGAGGAGGAUGUGCCUUCAGCUCCGGUGGAACAGACCAAGUUUGUGGAGGACAUGAAUGAGUCGGAGCUGGCUACCGCUCUGGACCUCCCUGAAGGCCUGAUAAAUUUGGGCAACACCUGCUACAUGAACGCGACCGUGCAGUGCCUCAAGACUGUUCCAGAACUGAGAAACGCACUCCUCAGUUAUAACAAAAACAGCGGCGGCGGCACGGCGGGCGAGCUGACGGCGGCGCUGUCGGACACGGUGGCGGCGCUGGAGGGCGGAGGAGCCGGCGCGUGCGCCAGCGCGGCGGCGCGCAUGCUGCGCGCGCUGCACGCCACCGCGCCGCGCUUCGCCGAGCGCGCGCCCGGCGGACACCUGGCGCAACAGGAUGCCUCCGAGUGCUGGACGGAGAUCGUGCGCGCCCUGCAGCAGCGCCUGCCGGUGUCGGCGCCGCCGCCGGUUAACGCCGACAGGACAUCAGUAGUAGAGCAGUACUUCGGCGGCACCCUGGACGUGGAGCUAGUGUGCUCGGAGGCCGAGGAGCCUCCCACCAAGGCGCACGAGACCUUCCUGCAGCUGUCCUGCUUCAUCUCACAGGACGUCAAGUAUCUGCAGUCGGGGCUGCGCUCGAAAAUGUCAGAGCAAAUCACAAAACUAUCAGAAACGCUGGGAAGAGAUGCGAUCUACACAAAAACAUCAAAAAUCAGCCGUCUCCCAGCAUACCUGACAGUGCAGUUCAUCCGCUUCUACUUCAAAGAGAAGGAGUCCAUCUACGCGAAGAUUCUCAAGGAUGUCAAGUUUCCCGUCGAGCUGGAUGUGUACGAGCUGUGCACACCGGAGCUGCAGGAGAGGCUCAUGCCGAUGAGGAAUAAGUUCAAGGAAUUAGAAGACGCGUCAGUCGAGUCAUCGUUACACGCGAAGAAUAAGAACCACGGCGACAGCAAAAAGGACUCCAAACCUAAAAGAGCAUUGCCAUAUUGGUUUGAAAAUGACGCAGGCAGCAACAACAGCGGGUACUACCGUCUCCAAGCCGUGUUGACGCACAAGGGCCGCUCGGCGACCAGCGGUCACUACGUGGCCUGGGUCCUGCGCGGCAACACGUGGCUGCGUUGCGACGACGACGCCGUCACGCCCGUGCCCGAGGAGGAGGUGCUCAAGCUCAGCGGAGGAGGUGACUGGCACUGCGCCUACCUGCUCCUGUACGGGCCCAAGAUCUGCGAGAUCCCGGAGCCCGAGGAGGAGGAGCCCAUGGUGACCGAGGCCAGCGAGGACUACGCCCCGGCGCCGCACGGACCCACCGCGCAGGCGUAAACUGCCACUGAAGGCUCGUGAAGGAUUGCACAUUGCUCCUUUCUGUUCUGGAUAGAUUGGGACAUGGGAGCUUUGAAUAUUCAUAAUCAGCCUAAAGCAAUUUACUACUCUACAGUCACCUGCAAUAAUAUGUUACUCUUCGAAGGCCGCAAAAAUAUGUGACACGCUCUUAUGGCUCUAUAAAUAAGAUCGUAUAACAUAUGAUUGCAGGUGACUGUACACAGACUUCUAAAGGGGCGUCCAUAUGCCUGCUCAGGAUUCGCUCACUGCUCGCAUGAACUAGUGUUGGUUAUGACUCGAGUCCUUUUAGUUUGUUACAGAACCGGAGUCUUUUCUAGACUCCUGUCCUUUUCAGAUAACUUUCAAUUCAUUUAUUAAACAAAAAAAAUGCAGUUUUCUUCGUGUCUUCUUUUCUUACCUGUUAUUUAGAUAAAACCCUUAAAACCUGUAACAUUGUUGAUGAAGUCUCUAUUCGGACGCUGAAGUCUUUGUGUUGUGCUUAUAAAAGACUCAAGAAAGGACUCGACUCGGGACUUAAGGCGGUUCCCUGAGCCAGAAGGCGAAAAAAUCUCCUUAUAUGAUCUUUUUUCUAAGAGGCGUUGAUAUUCGUAGACGUGGAAAAAAUAUAUGUAGUUCUUGACUAUAUUAUCUUUAACAACAUAGCUUCCGAUACACGAAUUAUGACACUUCGCUCGAUACAAUUAAUUCCCAAAGUAACCUCUAACUCGGACUUUUAAUCCUACUUUACUCGGUUAUUUAUUAUAAACAAAAAAGAAUUCGAUCAGAAUUGACACUUGGCGCGUAUGUUCUUUCCCGUUCUUUCUUGCGAAAUGUGACAAAGACAGCGGCAAACGGCCUUAAAAGACUCGGAAGUUUUUUAAGCGCUAAGGUGGUAUCCCUGUCUAAUUUCUUUGACCAAUGCGAUUGCAUCUCACUCUCGCAUUAAGCAAAAUGUGAGACGCAAUACACAUUGGACAAAGAAAUUGGACAGGUGUAAUACCACCCUAAUACUUGUAUAGUUGGUCAAACCAAAUUGUCAGUAAAUAAGAAUAAAAAAAACUAUACUCAUCCCUUUCUUUUGGGUGCUAGUACUAGUGUAAGACGAAGAUAGUAUGAUUCUCUAUGUUUGAAAUGAGACAGUCCUUUGACAAACUAUAAAUACUAGUUUUUCAAAUUUAGACUAAAAAGACUCGGGACCUAACACUAACAUAAAUUACUGUCCGCGCGCCAAUUCCGUGCAUUCAGAGGGGGAAGGGGGGGGGGGGGGUCCGCCGCGCCCGUACGUACAAAAUGACACCACUGAUAUGACGCCCAUUCCGAAUAUUCCUCAGCCGUGCACGGAAUUCGCGCGCGGACAGUACGUAGUAAGAUGUGCAGUGCGCCAGUGCCCUGUUCGCGGCGUGUUCGCCAGUAAAUCUAGAGCAUACUAGUUUCCUCACAAGUCACAACCUACAUCCUUCUAUCUAGCAUAUGGCCUGCCCACUUGCCCAGUGUCCACAACUUCUGACCUUACUCGUCAUUGUACCCUUUGACCGCCAAAGACGUCAGCUGAUGCGCGCGGCUACAGACCAAUAUCAACCUUCGUGCAUUUCAACAAGGUUCACUAUGACGCGCCGCAAAUAGAUAGGCGUGACAUUCAAAGGCUUGCUAGAGUAAAAUGGAGGAAUUAAUUUAGAGCUCUCCCUGUUACCAAAGAGAAUUAAGAAGCCAUAGAGUGCUCACUCCAUACAUCGGUUUGGUUACCAAACAGACUAUUAUUUUCGUAGUCUACAUCUAGCGUCAAGUAGCGGAACUCUCAGUACUGCUACUUGACAAUAGAUUUCGCUGCAAACGGAAAGUCUAAUGGUCGACGAUUUUCAGCUAAUAUUAUAACCAGAGUAACCGGAACUGUAUUUUCAACUCAUUCUGCUUAUAAAUCAUAAAUCAUUUAUUUAUAAUAUUAGUUAUAAAUUGUUGAGCAAUACGCAUUUCGUCAGUCGCGACACAUGUGACAUUCUGUGUCGAGUCACAGAUUAAUAAAUAGUUACUACGUAACAGAUACAUCAUUCCCAAACAAACGCGAAAAUACCUACGCUAUAAUAGCCUACAAAAUUUUAAUAAUAAUACCUGCUGCUCAGGACGAGAAGAAAUGUACCAUAAGUACGCGCACAAAGAGUCGAGACUGUGUUGCCCGGCGUGCGAGUCACGCAAAUAUUUAAAAACAACACUUAUCACACCUAUCAACUGACUCAAAAACUCCUUAAUUUACGAUUUACCUAAUUAUGUACAAAGAAAUAAAUGGUGACAAAAUUCAUAAAUAUAGAUUUAAAAUACUACUCACCUUUCUUCGUCUCUCGGAAACGAAAAAAAAAUGUUUUUUGACUUUUACACCCAUCUACUGCACAAUAAUUACGUGGUUUCGGCAUUUCUAAGCGUAAGCGCGGGAAACGUGCGGUGCGAGCGCUCAGGCGGGCGUUCGGCGGCCCUCUGUCGGUUGUAUCGUCGACGAUACGCCGAGCGGUAGGCAUAUAGCGCGUGGCCUUGAGCGAGUGACGGAGGCCUGGUAGAGUAGCAGUUCUGAUCGAUCCGCUACUUGACGCUAUAUGUAGACUACGAAAAUAAUAGUCUUUUUGGUAACAAAACCGAUGUAUGGAGUUAGCACUCAUAUGUCUUCUUAAUUCUCUUUGCUGUUUUUUUUAAGUGUCCCACUGCUAGGCAAAGGCCUUCCCCCUAGACUUCCAACCCUUUCGAUUAACCGCAGCAUGUUAGUAGCAGCUUUGCUGUUACUUAACAUUUAUUCCUUUUUUUAUUUGUAUUUUGUUGUAGGUACUAUACUACAACUUAAAAUUGGCUUCAGUGUCCUUAACUUUCGGAAACAGACUGGUUUUUUUUUAUUAAUCUCAGUAUGACCCAUCUUCUGAUACUAUAUGGGACAACAUAGCUUUUCCCACGGUGCAAAUAACUGCAUUACAAUCAUUCGUAUUUAUUCGAACUCACUUUAUAAAAAGAUAACGUGACUGUUUUGCGUAUAAAUUAUAUUCUCAAAAUACGUUUAAAUUAUGGUCCGAGUUGGUUGACGUAUGAUAAAGUAUAUGCUUUCGUAUCCAAGUAAGGAAAUAAUACAUACGUCAAUAAAUAACUCUUCAACAUAUAAAAUUCUCUGCUCUCAUAUGUUAUUACUAUGUAGGUAUUUAUUUGGCAUUUCUACCAUAAAAGAGUAAUUAUCUGUUCUUUAUGUUGAUGUAUCCAUAAAAAGUCUGAUUUUGAAAAUGGAUUUUACCCGUAAUAUUAAUAUACAAACACUGAUUGUAACUACGUAUACCAUUAUACUGUAGCCAAAUUUUUAAUAACAUUUACUCUUCAUUGUGAAGUAUUAAUGAAUUUACGUACCUAAACCUGCUAGGUGUCAUACUAUAGUAUAAGCUAGAAACUGACUGUCCACACAAAAUUAUACCUUAUUUUUAGGUAAUAAGGUGUAAUAUUGUAGCUAAAACUGUAUGUUCAACCAAAUGUUUAUCCCUGGACUUCAACCAACCAGCGGUGACAUAACUUUUGGUGCCGAACGCCCUGAAAAAGAGAUGCGAAUAUGUUUUCUACUAUUACAUGUAGUAAACGUCCUUUGCCAUCGUAUUUUCUCGGAAACGUUUUUGUCGUGCUACUUCAGUUAACCUCAGUACUUUUUGUACUGAGACUGACUAAAAAACAUAACACGUUCGUGCGUUUCCGUGAGAAUACGGUGGUAAAGGAUUGUUCACUACAUCUGUACUAUUAGGUAUACUAAGGCGUUUGGUUGGACGGACUACAUUUUAAAUAAAAAAAAUGUGUAAAUUACGUGUACCUCGGGCCAACGGCACUAGUGAUCGUUAAUUUAUUGUAAUUGGCAUUUUGAAUGCGCUGUUAACUGCUUAAGGCAUUUCGUUUUUAUAGUUUCUCAAUAAAAUGUCGUCUGAUUUCUCUUUAUACAAUGUAGUUAACUAUUGAAUUUUAUAAGACUUAUAAAAUAAAUAUUGAUCGAAAAAUAUUUU